Patiria miniata (bat star) is the source of this 3284-nucleotide messenger RNA. RefSeq names its product alpha-N-acetylgalactosamine-specific lectin-like. Gene Ontology annotation, molecular function: signaling receptor activity. The record is from RefSeq and is a predicted model, not a curated record. Bases 1667 to 2167 code for a protein of 166 amino acids. The transcript has a single exon. Lineage: Eukaryota; Metazoa; Echinodermata; Asteroidea; Valvatida; Asterinidae.
CUAUAGUUGGUGUCAUAUGAUGCCAUCGUAUGAGUGCCUUGUUAAGGGCUUUAGGAUCCAAACAAACGCGUAACUGUCAAUAAGCUUUGCGCGAAAUCGGGAUGCUACUAACCCAAUCGAUGGGCUCAGUCACACGUCGGAUCACACCCUGUGCUUCCAUCUUGUCAAACUCGGACUUAAGUUCAUCGCGGGAUGAAUGGAGCACUUUACGUUGUGCAUGUACGACAGGUUGUGCACCUUCGCGAAGCACGAUGUGAUAUAUCCGGAAAAUCUCCAAGUGCAUAAAACUGUUCUUGGUACGUGGAGAUUAGUUCCUCAACUGAACGAACUGCAUUGGUGCUGUGGCUUGAUGUUUCCGUCGAACUGAGCAUGCGAUUCAACCGUACAGUACUGUUCAGAGCGACAAUGUUCAACUGAAGAGCUGUGCAAAGACGAAUGAUAGCCGGACCAUCAGUCUCGAAGACAUGAAACACGGUAUUGUGCCAUUCUGAUGGGGGGGGGGGGUAUUUGCAUGGGAGAGUCAGUGUGCCGUACUGCUUAAUUUUGUGCCGUUGUAUGCCUUGAGAAAAGCACCAGAAUUAGCAAGAUGUCCUUUGCGUGGAAAUCCAUGACUUGGGCACAUUCGACGAUAAAUGCGAACGAGAAUGGUGUUUGUCUAUAGGCUCCUCCUUCGCGUGUAGAUUGAUGAUACGGCGUUCUUUACUAGUUGCAGUUGGACAUUAUAGUGUAGGCUUCGUCGCGAUUACGUGUGUUUGGACGAAUGAAAGAUAAGACAUUAUCAAGCGUCAGUUGUUUGAAUGGAACAUCAACGGCUCCACUUGGUGAGGCACAUGUCUGCAAUCAUAUGUGCAUGACGCGUUGAGAACGGCGUUGUCGUCACUUGCAUUUGGACCGUGACUGCGAUUUUGAGCGACGAGGAGUAUCCCGUGGAGUACGCUAGUUUUGCCGGCCACGCAUUGAAUCAUCAGAGCGGGGCAUAAUUCGUGUUGUCUACCACAUUUUCUGCAAGUGCGUCGGCGUUGUAGUGCAUCAACGGAGGAAAGUCCAUGAUGAACACUAUUAAUCCAUUAUCCAAAACUCAACUUCAUUUUUUUCGGUCGUUGACUGUUUAUUAAGGAUAUAGUAUCCAACAUGGUUCGCGUUGAUAUGCCUAUCAAUGGGGUUUGUGUAGCAAGCCCCAUAGUUCUAGAGGUAGCACACAGUCUAUGCAUACACAUGCAGUAAUUACUCAGCCAUUUACGUACAAAUGAAGGCACGUUUUCGCGUCAAGAUCUCACCUUUUUAAUGACAUGAAUCAGUACCGCCAAUGGCGAGGUAAGAAAAUUAACAAAAAACCGCGCUGCCACCUCAUAAUAGGUGGUGGAUUCAAGUAGAGUCGGGAUGACCUCCAACUUCGGCUACUCUUUUAUUAUUGCCUAACAAAGUAACAACAUGAACUCGAGAACUAUCUGGAAGCAUAUGACUAGCGCCCUCAGAUCUAUGGUCUGAAAUAUUACAGUAUUCUACCAGGUUCAAACAUACCCGAGAGAGUAAUGAUAGAUGCCAAUAGCGGCCUAGAACAUUGAGUAGCAAACGAAUAUAAAGAGGAACGCUUCGUGUUUCCCGAUCAUUCAUCCACCGCAACUUGAACUGAGAACACAACAAAACUGACUUAAAGAUUACCAUCAUGGCUUGCAAGAUUUUGUGCGUGAUGUUCUUUCUGGUCCUCGGUUCAGUAUCCGCGGAUGACUGUCCACCGCUCUGGACACGCUACGGUAACUACUGCUACCGUUUCUUCGGCCCUCCCGAGACCUGGCAAUCGGCCGAGGAGUACUGCCGAGAGUUCUUCACCCAAAACGGCCAGGGGCACCUGGCGUCCAUUCACAGCUCCGGGGAGAACGACUUCUUGAUACAGCUUUGGAGAACAUCUUUGGUGCCCAACGAAGAUGAAACGUUAGCAAACCAUGCCUGGAACGGCCUCAGCGACCUGGCGAACGAAGGAAGCUUCACCUGGAGUGACGGGUCCGGGUUUUACUACAACGCCUGGAGCUCUCCACAACCGGACGACUACGAAUCCGGUGAGGACUGCGGAGAUUUUAUGAAUCUCCCCGAUCUGGAUCAGGUUGUAUGGAAUGAUUACACCUGUCGCACAGCCUUACCAUAUAUUUGCAAGAUGCCCGCUAAUUAGAACGAGAAAGGGGCGAUAACUUUGAAGGGACCACUUCCAACUCUUUUGACAGUCACAAAUUGUUCCUUUUAAAUAUUCCUCAAACACAAGGCACCAAAAUGAGUCACGUGUCAAGACAGAACGCUACCUCACUAUCAGGACUUGACAAGGAACACAAACCUUGUGAACAACUUCAAGUUCCACGUUUGUAACUGGCGCACUUAAUUUCGGAUGCGCUGCGGCGAGAACACUUGAGGGGGAUUUCGCCUACGAUGCAUGCCGUUAACCUGGAAUAAACUACGAUAUACAUACUGCUUACAGACUACAGUUGAAGCUGGUUGUUUAUAAAAAAAAACCUUGGCAUAUACUGUACAUGUACAUGUACACUGUGUUAAACAGUCACGAGACUUCAGAUAAAACGCUUCACGGUUAAACGAAUGACUUUUUUGGAGGGCUGAAGCAGUUUCGACCACCUAUGAGAAACAUUUCUUUGAAUUGGAACUAUUAUAUAACACGAAUUUUUACCUCGCUAAAUCUUGUUGUCCUGAUGAGCUUCUUUUGAUCUUGACACUUUGAACAAAAGAUGAAACACAACUUACUCUGUGCGAGUUUAGAACUGAUGUUGGAAACCCACUUCAUAAUCUUUUAAAAGGCCUAUGAACUUACAGGCUAGGGGUGAAUGAAGAAUUAGAAGUGACCGCUGCUUAAUGAAAUUAUAUUGGCAUAAAGCUGCUGUUUGUAGUAUAGAAGAGCCUCUUGGAUAGCUAGCGUAAUUGAUGUUAAUGACAUGCAAAUUGUAUCUUAUGUAGUGAAAACUAAUAAAUUCAAGUUAUAUACCAAAUAUCCAGCUGCUUAUUAAAGGUUUGUAUUUCCCAAAUCUCGGAAAACAUCGGCUUACGUUAAAGAUCCUCUAAUCAAGAAUGCCUACCGAAUUAUUGAUCAAGGUAUAUGAAAAUUGUGAAUAUAGUGGAACUAGUAACAAACGUUCUGUGUUUAGCAAUUGUACUUUAAGAAAUUAAAGUCGAAAUUGUUGAGACAAUCAUGACAGGUGGUAGGUAGCGGGCAAACGGUAUAAAUUGGGAAACGAGGCAGUGCUGGGAAGAUACAAGACAUGUAUUUGCUUUGGAGACAGUCGUGG